AUGGUCCGGGAGAGCGGACAGUCCAACAUCAGCUGUGUGUCAACCAUCAACCUGCGGCGUUUCAUUGGCUGCGCAGUCCGGGAGUUCACCUUCCUGGCCAGGAAGCCUGGCUGUGGGAGUCUGCACAUCACCACUGAUGCCUGCUGGGGGCGCUGUGAGACCUGGGAGAAGCCAAUCCUGGAGCCUCCCUUCAUUGAGUCCUAUCAGCGGGUUUGUACUUACAAUGAGACUCGGCUGGAGACUGUGAAACUACCAAACUGUCAGCCCAAUGUAGAUCCAACAUACACCUACCCUGUGGCCUUAAGAUGUGACUGUGGAGUGUGUCUGACCAGCACUACUGAAUGCAUAACUUCUGUGUGA
Messenger RNA from Neolamprologus brichardi, 360 nucleotides. The record is from RefSeq and is a predicted model, not a curated record. NCBI's taxonomy places the organism in Eukaryota, Metazoa, Chordata, Actinopteri, Cichliformes, Cichlidae.